AUGGUAGGAUUCAAUUACCUCACUUUCAAGAUCAAUGUUUUAUGGAAGCCUAUGGCCAAAAUGGAUUGUGUGGACUUGGGGAAGGACUUCUUUCUAAUUGAAUUUAGUGAUGAUGGUGAUUAUGAUAAGGUUUUAUGUGGUGGACCACGGUUUGUUGGCGAGCAUUUUUUAGCCAUUAAGCCAUGGGGGCCCUAUUUUAAAGCUUUAGAGGCCACCUUUUCUUCAGUGGCAAAUUGGGUCAGACUCCUAGAGCUCCCCAUAGAAUUUUAUGAUACAACUAUUCUAAGGCAGAUUGGCAGUGCAAUUGGUCUAGUCCUGAGGACUGAUUCAUUCAUAGCCUCUAGUUCAAGAGGAAGCUAUGCUAGAUUAUGCAUACAAAUUAAUCUGGAAAAGCCACUUAUUAACAUAGUAAGAGUGAGGCACUUGAAGCAAAAGUUCAUGUAUAAGGGGAUUGGGUCUCUGUGUUUCUGCUGUGGCCGGCUUGGUCAUAAGCAAGAAAAUUGUUGCUAUAAUAUUAGGCCGAAUGAGAAGGAAAGGGUUGAAGAUGAAGUAGCAAGCCCCACCCCAAAGGGAAGACAUAAUGAGAAUUUUGAAAUACAUGAUAGUGUGGAAGCCGGAUUGGGUGGCAUCCAAGGACUAAGGAGAUUGGGAUAG
Messenger RNA from Quercus lobata, 654 nucleotides. RefSeq lists its product as uncharacterized. Lineage: Eukaryota; Viridiplantae; Streptophyta; Magnoliopsida; Fagales; Fagaceae. The record is from RefSeq and is a predicted model, not a curated record. The transcript is spliced from 2 exons. The coding region runs from base 1 to 654 and encodes 217 amino acids. Gene Ontology annotation, molecular function: zinc ion binding; nucleic acid binding.